UGGUAUAUUUUUCGAUGACGAUAAAUUCACAUUACAUUGAGUCGAAUUUAAAAAGAGUUAAUCCAACUAUAUUUUAACUUGAAUCAAAUACUCCUAUAAGCUACAAUGUGUAUGAAUUAAAAGUGAAUGAGAAUCAUAGUGGUAGUAAAUCCAAUCCCUAAUUUGAUAGAGCAGGAGCUGUUUCAACUUUCAACCUCAUCAAUAUCUCCUCAAAGCAGUUGUUUCCGCAAUUAUUUUAUAAUCCUCGGAUGCUUACAUAAGUAUUCACAACAUUGUCAUUUGUUUUCAGCUAAUUUGGCGCCAUUAAUUAUACCAUUUGAAUGUUUCCUAUUUUUAGAUCAACCUCAUUAUUGACCUCCUACAAGAAAACCCACUUCACAAUCAGUUUUUUUCGGACAUUUUCGGAUGCUUACAUAAAAUGCAUCGAAAAUUAUACCCAACACAGAUCUUUGAUGUUGGGCAAAGCAUUACAUGCACAUUUGCUCAUCAUUGGCCGAGCUCGUUCUAGUCUUUUUGCUUCUAAGCUCAUAAUAAUGUAUGCGGAAUGCAGAGAAUUGGCUAGUGCACGUAAAGUGUUUGAUAAAAUGCCUGACUCGAACUAUCGGAGAUGGAUAGCUCUUAUAGGAGCGUACGCGAAAUGUGGGGUUUAUGAGCAAGCAUUGGAUCUUUUGAGGGAAAUGGUUAUAGAAGGUGCAAAACCCAACAAUUAUAUUCUUCCUAGUGGUCUUAAAGCUUGUGGACAUCUUUCGAAAUGGUGGGUUGGUGAGGAGAUUCAUGGGUUUAUUUUGAGGAAUUCAUUUGAGGGUGAUGUGUAUGUUAGUUGUUCCCUUAUAGAUAUGUACUCGAAAUGUGGUUUUUUUUAUCACGCGAGGAAUGUUUUCAACAAUAUGAUUGAGAAAGAUUUGAUUGCUGUGAAUGCUAUGGUUGCUGGUUAUGUUCAUGUAGGAAUGAUGAAAGAGGCAUUGAGUUUAUUAGAGGAUGUGAAAUUGAUGAAUAUGAGGCCUGAUGUUGUAACAUGGAAUACUUUGAUUGCAGGAUUUUCUCAUGUAGGGGAUAGUUUAAUGGUGGAUGAGCUUUUCCAAGUUAUGCGCUUUAAUGGGAUUGAGCCGGAUGUGGUGUCAUGGACUUCUAUCAUUUCCGGGUUUGUGAAGAAUCUCAGGAACAAAGAAGCUUUUCUUACAUUUCAGAAAAUGCUUGAUGCUGGAUGUUUCCCAAAUGCAAAUACAAUUAGUACUCUCUUAUCUUCUUGUGCUAAUGUAGGAAAUGUAACAUGGGGAAAAGAGAUACAUGGUUUUGCGGUGAUUGUUGGACUUGAGCAGGACGUGUAUGUGCGGAGCGCGCUUAUAGACAUGUAUGCCAAAUGUGGGUGUAUAAUCCAAGCAUCAAUAUUGUUUCAAAAGACAACUAAAAGGAACACUCCUACAUGGAAUUCGAUGAUCUUUGGAUUUGCUAACCACGGCUAUUGCAAUGAAGCAAUUGAAGUUUUCAGAACGAUGGAAACAGAGGACGCAGAGAAGCUCAACCAUUUGACAUUCACUGCAGCAUUGACAGCCUGCAGUCACGGUGGAAGGGUGGAACUCGGAAGAAAUCUCUUUAAAUCAAUGCAAGAGAAGUAUAAUAUUAAGCCAAGACUUGAGCAUUAUGCUUGUAUGGUGGAUCUUCUUGGUCGAGCUGGAAAUUUAACCGAAGCUCAUGACAUUGUCAAAGCAAUGCCAAUUACACCUGAUUUGUUUGUAUGGGGAGCAUUAUUAGGAGCUAGUAAACAGCAUGGUGACAUAGAGCUUGCGGAAGUAGCAGCAAAACACUUGUCUGAACUCGAACAUAAAGGUAUAGGAGCAAAUUUACUGUCAACUUUAUAUGCCGAGGCAGGAAGUUGGGAAAAUGCUGCGAGAUUGAAGAAGAAGAAAAUGAGGAAUUUUUCAGGAUGCAGUUGGAUUGAGGCUACUGGAUUUAUAACAGCUUCUCUAAACUAAUGUGAAACCCGAUGAACAGCCAGCGGGAUUAUAACAGCUUGCAAAUUUUUUGAAACUGGGUUGAUGGUGCAUGAAUUGCUCAAAAUAUGUUGUUCAUGGGUCAUGGCUACUCAAGUCUCAUUUAAUCUCAUAUAGCUGUCAUAUUGUCAACACUACAAUUGUCUAACUUAGGGAUACACAUAAAAUCCAUGGAGAUGUUUCCA
This is a messenger RNA of Amaranthus tricolor (Joseph's coat), 2176 nucleotides long. RefSeq names its product pentatricopeptide repeat-containing protein At5g59600. NCBI's taxonomy places the organism in Eukaryota, Viridiplantae, Streptophyta, Magnoliopsida, Caryophyllales, Amaranthaceae. The record is from RefSeq and is a predicted model, not a curated record. Gene Ontology annotation, biological process: RNA modification. Gene Ontology annotation, molecular function: protein binding; RNA binding. The transcript has a single exon. Bases 321 to 1973 code for a protein of 550 amino acids.